AUGCAGACCAGCCAGGCAUCGACAUGCGCUGUGCGCACUGCCCGAGCCGCCGUCAAACCCCAUGUCCAACGCCGAAACCUCCAGGACAUAGCUAUUACACGGACUGGAAAGCCGAUCAUUCGAGUUCAAGGCGGACGGUCCGCGCUUGGAGGAAACACUGCAACAGUUUUCGGGGCGACAGGCUUUCUGGGCCGGUAUGUCGUGAACAGGUUGGCGAGAAAAGGAUGUCAGGUUGUCAUUCCCUACCGUGAAGAGAUGGGAAAGAGGCAUUUGAAGGUCACGGGAGAUCUCGGUCGAGUCACAUUCAUCGAGUACGAUUUGAGGAAUACCCAAUCGAUCGAGGAGAGCGUACGGCACUCAGACAUGGUUUUCAACUUGGCUGGAAAGCACUAUCCAACCAAGAACUUCAGCUUGUACGAUGUGAACGUGGAAGGUACCGAGAGGAUAGCGGAGGCAGUCGCGAAAUACGACGUCGAUCGAUUCAUUCAGGUCUCAUCAUACAACGCAGACGUCAACUCGACAUCAGAAUUCUUCAGGACUAAGGGCGAGGCCGAGAAGGUGGCAAGGACGCUCUUCCCUGAGACGACGAUCGUACGUCCGGCACCGUGCUUCGGAUUCGAGGACCGUCUGCUGCACAGACUGGCUGGUACCACGAAUGUCUUCACAGUCAAUCAUAUGCAAGAACGAUUCUCGCCUCUUCAUGCAAUUGAUUUCGGUGCUGCUCUGGAGAAGAUUGCCUUCGACGAUACCACAGCCGGUGAGACAUACGAGUUGUUCGGACCAACAGAAUACAGCAUGGCCGAAAUUGCAGCUCUGGUCGACAAGGAAAUCCUAAAGGAGCGCAGACACAUCAACCUGCCAAAGCGGAUAUUGAAGCCAUUCCCAUCACAGCAGAUCAGCUGGAGCAAGAAUCGCUAG
Cyphellophora attinorum is the source of this 918-nucleotide messenger RNA. Its product is annotated as NADH-ubiquinone oxido 40 kDa subunit, mitochondrial. Gene Ontology annotation, molecular function: protein-containing complex binding. Gene Ontology annotation, cellular component: mitochondrion. The record is from RefSeq and is a predicted model, not a curated record. The transcript has 4 exons. The coding region runs from base 1 to 918 and encodes 305 amino acids. Lineage: Eukaryota; Fungi; Ascomycota; Eurotiomycetes; Chaetothyriales; Cyphellophoraceae.